AUGAGCUCAACAACCAGAGUACCUCUCUUGACGCAGGCUAUCGAGGAAGGCGUGGUCGACUUAGUUGGCAUCAACGAGGUCAAAUUCCUCGAAUUCCGAAGGCCAGCUCCUAGAGAAAUCCUUUCCCUUGGUGCCCGCGGACUCAGUGCCUGUUCAAUCAUAGUUGUGGCCUCCGAUAAAGCCGCUAUUGUAGCGCACAUCGGACCAAACAUUCCGGAUUCGACACAGCAGGAUUCUUUCCUUAGGCUUGCUCAUAGCAAAAUGGAUGAAUUGGAGACCAAAUAUCGCGAGCGAGUACAUCUCUUUAGUAACAGCAGUCAGACAUACGUAAUCUACGCGACGUUCCAACGCGUACAGACAUCCCCGGAGCAAGUAGACAUUUUUCGGGAGAGACUGAAUACUUUCGGCCUACGCAUGAUCAAGGAAAGCUCUUACGAACGUUCGCCAGCCUCACUCAUGAACAAAAACCGGCCAGAAGGUACUGUGUGGGUUGUUCGACCAGAUCCAAACAGACCAACGGUUGUAUAUGUUGAGGAUAAGAUUGUGAGUCCUGCUAGUGCCGGUAAGAUUGCAGCAGUGGGGAGCAGUAGCUCACAGUCGAUGGCUGAAAGUCCUGCAGCAACCCUGGGCGCAGGGGCGGUCGAGUCAAGUCGGCAGGCCCAGCUUGCCAAUAUUCCCCUUCAACAAGCGAGAGCGAGGCGGGAUCAGCUGAUCUCGCAGGGACAAUCUCCCGCGCAAGCGAUCGCAGCGCUUCAGUCGACUUUAGCAAAGAUGCUGAAUAUUAGCGAAGCAGAAGCAUAUGCGGAAUUACGUGUUGACAACGUAGCUGGAUAUGGUAGAGGGACCGCCCCAGAAGCGGCCUCGGGAGAAGAGACUGGAAGGGGAGGUCGACGAGCUGAAAUCGACACUGUCCGCAUUCACCAAGCAAAAGCUCGGCGCGACCAGCUAGUUGCGCUUGGAAUGACCCGACAACAGGCCAUUGCGCAACUACAGAAGGUGCUUGCACAGAUGCUUGAUAUAUCCGAGGCGCAGGCAUCAGCUCUUCUCCAGUAG
Sphaerulina musiva SO2202 is the source of this 1053-nucleotide messenger RNA. RefSeq lists its product as uncharacterized. Lineage: Eukaryota; Fungi; Ascomycota; Dothideomycetes; Mycosphaerellales; Mycosphaerellaceae. The coding region runs from base 1 to 1053 and encodes 350 amino acids. The record is from RefSeq and is a predicted model, not a curated record. The transcript has a single exon.